Messenger RNA from Brassica napus (rape), 700 nucleotides. RefSeq lists its product as uncharacterized. Bases 182 to 700 code for a protein of 172 amino acids. NCBI's taxonomy places the organism in Eukaryota, Viridiplantae, Streptophyta, Magnoliopsida, Brassicales, Brassicaceae. The transcript is spliced from 5 exons. The record is from RefSeq and is a predicted model, not a curated record.
AAAGAAGAAGCGAGAAAACAAACACGAAAGAAUAUUUCGAGGAAGAAGAAAAUAAAGAUUUUGAAGGGUAGACCCCAUUAGAGAGAGAUCAAAAAGAAAGAUUUUUCCACACGCAAAGGGUUCCUCUUAUGGAUCAUGUCUUCAUCUAGUAGAGAGCUCUCGUUAUUGAUUUGAAGCCCUAAUGAGAUCAAUCGACCAUCGUCUAAUGGAGGAAUCGUCUUCCCUUUCUUCCCACUAUUUCUCUAUUUUUCCACGAACUACCCCUCUGCUUUCCGCCGUAUUAGCUUUCACCAUCGCACAAUUCAUCAAGUUCUUCACCACCUGGUAUAAGGAAAAGAGAUGGGAUCUGAAACGGCUUGUUGGGUCUGGAGGAAUGCCUUCUUCACAUUCAGCAACUGUUACAGCUCUUGCUAUGGCCGUUGGUUUACAAGAAGGCUUUGGAGGAUCUCUUUUCGCUAUGGCUUUCAUUCUCACUUCCAUUGUUAUGUGUGAUGCAACUGGUGUAAGAUUACAUGCUGGACGCCAAGCUGAGGUUCUCAAUCAGAUUGUGUAUGAACUUCCUUCAGAGCAUCCCCUCGCUGAAAGCAGACCCUUGCGUGAACUUCUAGGUCAUACCCUCCCAGGUCAUUAUGGGUGGGAUCCUGGGAACUGCUACAGCAGUUGUUGGCUACUUAGUCACCUUGACAGCCAAGUAGCCUAA